UUUCUCCUCUGUUGCUGCACAGUCAUAGCUCCCAGCUAUAGGGUGUCACAGAGGCUGCCACAUCCCCUUCGUGUGGUCACAGAUUCACCGGCGGGCUUCUCAGAAACCCUCCUGCCGCAGUUGCUGUGAUCGGGGCCCAUGGUUUGUCUUCCCACCCUGCUCACAGCUGGGCCACCCUGAGAAAGAUCAAAAGACCAUGUUCCCACCCACCACCCAGAGCAGUUGCUGUCACACACGGCCCCCAGCACAGAGACACGGGCAGGGAGCUGAGCGAUGAUGGGCCCAGAUGAGUAAGAGCCCCAGAUGUGCCCAGCUGUGAGCCAGCACCCGGAGCAACCCUGGAUCCUGCAGGACGCAUCCCCACACCGGGGUCUUCUCUGUCCAUCAUCCAUCCAGCUGUGCAGGCACCCAGUUGCUGGGCUGACGCACGGCCUGUCUUUCCCCGCAGCCUGUGAGGUCAGCUGUGGUUGAACAGAGUCUGAACCUGCUACUCAGAUGAGUGCGUAUACGUGACCUGCAGGUUUCCUGCUGGGUCUAUAAAUCACCUAGGACUGAGGCAGAUGCACCAUCCCCUUCCCCAGAUGGCUCUGAUAAUGCAGUUUCUUCUCCUGCUCCCCAUGGCUUUUUUCCUGCCUCCUGGGGCUCUGGCUGGGUGGAUCACUGGGGGAAAGGAAGCCCGGUCUCACUCCAAACCCUACAUGGCUUUCCUCAACAUCAGCAUGAAGCAUAGGCACAAAAGGUGUGGAGGAUUCCUGAUCCAAAAGGACUUUGUGCUGACGGCUGCGCACUGUGACCUAGGAAAAAUCGUGGUGUAUCUGGGAGCUCACAAUGUGACCAAGCGGGAGCGGAGCCAGCAACGCCUGGCCCUCCGAAGGAAAAUCCCCCACCCGAAAUACAACAACAAGACAUGGGAGAAUGAUCUCAUGUUACUACAGGGCGAUUCCGGGGGCCCUCUGGUCUGUGACGGGACGGCCCAGGGCAUCGUCUCUUUUGGCAAAGAUGACGGGUCCCCCCCCAGGGUGUUCACCAGGGUCUCAGCGUACGUCCCCUGGAUCAAGAAAACAAUGAGAAAGCUGUAGGAUUAACCUUAGACAAGCACCUUCUUUGCUCUCUGCCUCAGUUUCCCAGCUGUAAAAGGAGUGUUACAAUCCUCACUUAGCUCCCAAGUGAUAAAUCCAUACAGCUAUGUAUGGAGCCCAGUUACUAUGGUGAUGGGCUCAUGGUAAAGCCAAUCAAUAAAUAGUGUCUUCUUGGUGUUUCCUGUUGCACAUUAUUUUAAAACCUUAAACAGGCCCCAUCAGUCAUUGGAGG
Molecule: messenger RNA, 1311 nt
Organism: Malaclemys terrapin pileata
Lineage: Eukaryota; Metazoa; Chordata; Testudines; Emydidae
Product: cathepsin G-like
Exons: 4
Coding region: 561-1079 (172 amino acids)
Biological process (GO): proteolysis
Cellular component (GO): cytoplasm; intracellular membrane-bounded organelle
Molecular function (GO): serine-type endopeptidase activity
Source: RefSeq, a predicted model, not a curated record